This is a messenger RNA of Lotus japonicus, 1802 nucleotides long. RefSeq names its product GABA transporter 1-like. Lineage: Eukaryota; Viridiplantae; Streptophyta; Magnoliopsida; Fabales; Fabaceae. The transcript has 7 exons. The record is from RefSeq and is a predicted model, not a curated record. Bases 282 to 1505 code for a protein of 407 amino acids. Gene Ontology annotation, cellular component: plasma membrane.
UAACAAUGAAUAUUCUAGAAUCUGGAUUAAAUACCAAAAGCUUAGCAGCUUAUGAACUCCAGCUAGAAUAUGAAUAGGAAGAGAGUCGCUAUUAUUCAUGUUGGUUACAUAAGUGAUAAGACAUAUAGAAAGAAAGGAGAAGCAAAGAGAUAAUAGGAGCUAAAAUCGAAUGGAUUCAGUAGACCAUGAGUCAACGCCAGAGGCAGGGAGAGAAGCAGAGGAGAGUGAUAUUGCAGAAGAAGGAGUGAGUGGUAAAGGAACGUGGAAGCACGCAGCUUUUCAUGUUGCCACCACUAUUGCCACCCCUGCUGCUUAUGCUCCCUUGCCUUUUGCUCUUGCUUCUCUCGGUUGGCCUCUUGGUGAGUAGUUUGGUGAGUGCAACCCUAGCCACCUGGUACUCUAGCUUUUUGAUCGCUUCUUUAUGGAAAUGGAAUGGGGAGAAGCACCUUACCUAUCGACAUCUCGCACGCAGUAUUUUUGGAUUUUGGGGCUUCUGGUCUAUUUCCUUUUUCCAGCAGGUAGCUUCUCUGGGAAAUAACAUUGCUAUCCAGAUUGCAGCUGGUAGCAGUCUUAAGGCAGUUUACAAGCACUAUCACAAGGAUGGAAAAUUGACCCUGCAGCAUUUCAUUCUUUUCUUUGGAAUGUUUGAGCUAUUUCUCUCUCAGCUCCCUAAUAUUCACUCACUAAGAUGGGUAAAUGCACUGUGCACUUUCAGCACAAUUGGCUUUGCUGGCACAGCAAUUGGUGUUACCAUUUACAAUGGGAAGAAGAUUGACAGAACAUCAGUAAGUUAUAGUUUGCAGGGAAGUUCUGCUUCUAAGUCUUUCAAAGCCUUCAAUGCCCUUGGGAUCAUUGCCUUUUCAUUUGGUGAUGCAAUGCUUCCAGAGAUACAGAAUACAGUGAGAGAACCUGCAAAAAAGAAUAUGUACAAAAGCAUAGCAGCAGCAUACACUGUCAUUGUUUUGACUUACUGGCAGUUGGCCUUCUCUGGAUACUGGGCUUUUGGAUCAGAAGUUCAACCUUAUAUUUUGGCUUCUUUGUCUGUUCCUGAAUGGACUGUUGUUAUGGCAAAUUUAUUUGCAGCUAUUCAAAUAUGUGGAUGCUUUCAGAUAUACUGCAGGCCAACAUAUACCUAUUUUGAGGAAAGAAUGAGGACCAGCAAAUCUACCAGCCAUUUUCCACUCAGAAAUCACCUGGCAAGGCUUUCUUUUACUUCCAUAUACAUGAUCCUUGUUACUCUUAUUGCUGCAGCUAUGCCCUUCUUUGGAGAUUUUGUGUCCAUCUGCGGUGCAAUCGGAUUUACUCCCCUGGACUUUGUGUUCCCUGCUUUAGCAUACCUUAAGGCUGGAAAUAUGGCCAAGAACUCCAAAAUUGGUCUAUUGAUGAGGCCAUUAAAUAUUUUAAUAGCUACCUGGUUCUCAAUCGUUGCUAUCUUGGGUUGCAUUGGUGCUGUCAGAUUCAUAGUGGAAGAUAUCAAGAACUACAAGUUCUUCCAUGAUAUGUGAAAGAUUUUGGACGUACUCCCCCCAAAAAAAUUCUUUGAGUAAGUUAUACUUCAUUGAACUCAGAUUCUACAAAAAAAUUGUCCGAAUCAACUUUAGUUCAGCUACUCAAUUCUACAUUUUACACCCUCAUAUUUCUAACGCACACAUAAGACAUUUCAUCCUCUUGCUCAAAAGAUUCGGAAGCAAAAAAUUUGUUGAUAAUUUCACUGAACCGAGGAUGAAUAGGUCAUGUGUCAGGGCCACAGUAACGUGAUUUACUUACAAAAUACCAAUAUGAUAUACAGCAUUUUCUAUUGC